Molecule: messenger RNA, 1056 nt
Organism: Rhopalosiphum padi (bird cherry-oat aphid)
Lineage: Eukaryota; Metazoa; Arthropoda; Insecta; Hemiptera; Aphididae
Exons: 4
Coding region: 354-806 (150 amino acids)
Source: RefSeq, a predicted model, not a curated record
CUAUAGUAUACUAUGAUCUUAGGUCAUACGCAUUGAGUCGUUUAAUGUAAUUGAAAUUCAACAUUAAUGCAAUAGUGUCCGUUGUGAUUGUUCUGAAACUUUGUCAACAGUCAAAAUUCAAUCAGUGGAAUAUGGAAGCACCAUCAGAUGUCAGAGCAUGAGCAAUAUUUAUUACUAUAUAUAUAUCUAUAUAUCUACAAUCAAAACAUUUCAACAAGUUCUGGUGUCUUAAAGUGAAUAACGAUUAUGAUUAUAAACUGAAGAAUAAAAAUAUCUGAAAAUAUCCAAUCAUAUCAAGUUAUCAUAAUCAAGAUACACAAGAGGAGUCUUUACUUGGUUCUUCAAACGAACAUAUGGAACAGUUUGAAUCAGAUAGUGUAAGACAACGUAUUUGUCAAGAGGAAGUAGCUCUCGAAAAGCUGAAGUACAUUUUUCGAAGAUGUAAAACCUUGCUUGAAAAAUCCAAAGACCAUAGACUUGAUAGGGAAGCAAAUUUGAUGCUCUAUAGUGAGUUUAGGGCACCAUUAUGUACUCCAAACCAGGUGCGGACAUCUUCUUUAAACACCCUUGAAGGACAUCCACUAAUGUGGGCAACAUAUAUUAGAGGUAAUAACGAUGACUCUUCAAGCAAAUACGAGACAUCACCAAUGAAACAACCAGGAACAUUUAAGCCUAGCUCAUCUAGGGUGACUAAAUAUCCAGAACAAAAAAAAAAGUUACGCUCUAAGAUGUUAGCUUCUAGCCGAAAGAUGUCAACUGAAAAGUUUAUGGCCGAAUUUUAUCAAUUUAUGUUAACAAAAUUAUAAAAGAAAAAAUAAUUCUAUUAUCUGUGACUGUGAAUUUCAUACCAUUAGAAAUAAACAGAUAAAAUUAAUAAUCUUAUUUUAUGAAUACUAUUAUAUUAUAUUUUCAUUAAUCAACAACCAUAAAAAUGAAUACCUUUUUUUAGAUAGGUUAUAUCAAAGUUAUUUCAAUAUUAGUAAGUUUUAUCCAAAAUUGUGAAUUUUAUUACAAUAUAUUAUAUUCUAAACACCAUACUUGGUCUAUGUUAAUUUG